CGCCUUAUAGUUUAAGCGAUUACAUCUACUGAUGAUCAGAUGAAUACGAACGGAGCGGCUCUUCGGCUGCAUCGCUGGUGGAAGUGCGGGUUUAAUCGGCGCGAGGUUGGGCCCGUGGGGAACGCCGGGACGUCGCAAACAUGAGCGCGAGAGCGGAGGGGUUCCUCCCGGCGGACCUCAGGGGCGGCUUCACUGAGGACGCCCCGCGGCCCCCCGUGCCCGGGGAAGAGGGCGAGCUGGUGUCCAGCGAUGCGCGCCAUUCCUACCCUGCCAAGGCCUCCGUGGCCAUGCCCCGGCGCCCCGACCUGGACCUGGGGUACGAGCCCGAGGGCAGCGCCUCGCCGACGCCGCCCUGCCUGAAGUGGGCCGAGUCCCUGCACUCUCUCCUGGACGACCAGGACGGGAUCCACCUGUUCCGAGCGUUCCUGGAGCAGGAGCGCUGCGCCGACCUCCUGGACUUCUGGUUCGCCUGCAGCGGCUUCCGGAAGCUGGAGGCCGGCCACGAGCAGGCCGAGGAGAAGAAGCAGAAGCUGGCCAAGGCCAUCUACCGGAAGUACAUUCUGGACAACGGCGGGAUUGUGUCUCGGCAGAUCAAGCCCGCCACCAAGAGCUUCAUCAGGGACUGCGUGACGAGGCUGCAUAUCGACCUCGCCAUGUUCGACCAGGCCCAGACCGAGAUCCAGGCCGCGAUCGAGGAGAACACCUACCCUUUGUUCCUCAAAUCCGACACGUAUUUGGAAUACGCCAAAAUGGGUGGGGAGAGCCCCAAACCGUACGGAGAACCCGCGCCCCCAGGGAGCGGGACGGCUCUGCGGGGCUACCUGCCCACUCUCAACGAGGACGAAGAGUGGAGGUCGGGGGCGGAGUCGGGGUGCGACCACACCGCCACCAACCAGCUGACCCAGCAGCUGCUGAUGGAGCUGUCCCCCCAGCGGGUGGGCGCCAAAACCAGGUGCCGGGACAGUCGGGAGUACAGGCAGUCGGCCCGCAGGGAGCCACCGAGCGGUUACUACGCCAACGCGGGCUACGCCGUGGCUCCGCCCACCAGCGCCAACGACAGCGAGCGGCAGAGCAUGUCCAGCGAAGCCGACACCCUCUCGCUGACUGACACCAGCCUAGAUGGGAUUCCUCCAUACCGGCCGCGGAAACCGAAUCAGCGGGAGCUGCACGAAAGUGCCAAGACAAACGGGCAGGUGCCUCUAACUCAUAUUCCUCGCACGCUCCGGAUGCCCAAGAACAUCCAUGUGGAGCCGGAGAGGUUUGCCGCAGAGCUGAUCGGCCGACUGGAGAGCGUCCUGAGGGACCGGCAGGCUCAGGAGCAGCUGGAGGAGCGGCUGCAGAGGGUCCGCCUGGAAGAGGAAGGUGAGGAUGCAGAGGUCUCAGUGGCGCCCUCUCUGGCCGGUCACAGGUUCUGCGCCGCGCUCUACCCUCCACACCGCGGCGGGGCGGCGGCUCCGGACGCGCACGAGGAGGACCCCGAGAGCAUCCUGGACGAGCACGUGCAGAGGGUCAUGAAGACGCCCGACCGCCAGUCGCCCGUAUCGGGCUCCCCCCGCGGGCCCCCCGCAGACCUCCAGGGCUGGUGCCAAGGCGCCCAGACGGGCCCCAGGGGGGCGGAGGUGGCGGGAGCCUGGCACCACAGGCACGGCCACAGGAGCCCCAGGGAGCCCCAGGGAGCCGAGGCGGCGUUCAGGGGUCGCAGGGGCCACGUUUGGCCCGGCGAGCCGCACCCCGGAGGCUAUGCCGACGGCACGGCCGCGCCUCUCAGGCCCACGGAGCGGUUAGGAUACGGCAAAUGCCACGCCCUGGAGCUGUCUGUGCCCCCGGAUAUGCUGGAGAGGAACCAGAAGAUCGUCCAGUGGAUGAUGGAGGGAGAGGAGAAGGCAGGCCGGCACAAGAAGGCCCCCUAUGGUGGGUCUGCUGAGUCCAGGAGGAGCCUGAGUCACGAGGUGUCCUGGCCCGCUUCGGUGGAGCACCCCUGGGUCAGCGCCCAGGCACGCCACACUGUGCAGCCCUCUCACCCCUUCAUCCAGGACCCCACCAUGCCCCCCAACCCGGCCCCUAACCCCCUCACCCAGCUGGAGGAGGCUCGGCGGCGGCUGGAGGAGGAGAGGCGCCGGUCCGGCUCCCUGCAGACCAAGCAGAGGUAUGUGAUGGAGGUGAUCGAGAGGGGUCGCGCCGCCCGGCCGGCCGUGCUUCCGCCCCUCAGCCUGGUGCCGGCCGUCUCCCACACAGAGCUCUCCCCGCACCAGAGUAAAAGUAUGAAGCGAGUGCCCUGUGAGAACAUGGUGGUGGCCUAUUACUUUUGUGGAGAGCCCAUCCCGUACCGGACCUCCAUCAAAGGCAGUGCAAUCACCCUGAGCCAGUUUAAGGAGCUCCUCACCAAGAAAGGAAAUUACAGAUAUUACUUCAAGAAGGUGAGCGAUGAGUUUGACUGUGGCGUGGUGUUCGAGGAGGUGCGUGAGGACACUGCCAUCCUGCCCAUCUUUGAGGAGAAGAUCAUCGGAAAAGUGGAGAAGGUGGACUGAAGCCUGGGAGAGGAGACAGAGGCAGGCUUACGCAGAGAGAGGGAGGCACACGCAGAGAGAGGGAGGUGCACGCAGAGAGAGGGAGGCACACGGAGAGAGAGGGAGGCGCACCC
Messenger RNA from Conger conger (European conger), 2641 nucleotides. It is a transcript of the gene axin1, whose product is annotated as axin 1. The coding region runs from base 141 to 2528 and encodes 795 amino acids. The transcript is spliced from 11 exons. The record is from RefSeq and is a predicted model, not a curated record. Lineage: Eukaryota; Metazoa; Chordata; Actinopteri; Anguilliformes; Congridae. Gene Ontology annotation, biological process: negative regulation of canonical Wnt signaling pathway.